AUGUCCAGUAUUAUUAUAGACAACUGCAACAAUACAUCACUUCCGCCCUUGUUGCUCCCGGCGGUGGUUCAUCAUGAUGAAAGAAACACAUAUCUUAACAAGCUGUCGGCAUCAAAUUUCAAGCAGGAUAAAUCGGUGUCCGGACUUAACCUCAUAUCCAAUUCUAGCUCAUGGUCCAAGCCAAGUGCUAAUUACACUACUUCUAAAACAGCGGUUCUACUGACACCACCAAACUCAAACAUUAAUAGCUCAACAGCAACGGCAAGUUCUUCGUUGGAUGACUUGGCAAGCCUAGCAUCUGUUGCCGCUGCCACCAACAACGUCGCCCUUCCAAAGGAUACUAUCGGCAGUAGCUAUAACAGUCAUCAGCAUCCUCUAAUACACGACUGUUUGCAGAGAAAACGCUCGAACUCUAGUGCUGAUGAAGAAUCUUUGGCUGCUCCAGUAGCGUUCAAGAAAAGAGGACGGAAAAACUCAAGAAAGAAUAGCAUGAGAAUGAGCAGUAACACUUCGUUCACUUUGAGUUCUGCUGUUUCUUCCAACACAACGUCAAGUACUACAUCACGCUCCUCUUCAAGAUCAAAGUCACCACUAUCAAGAGCUCAAUCUGUCUCAAAUUCACCAUCUUCUGUGGAAGAGGAUGCUGGAGUAACACGAGGCUUUGAUGAUAACCAACUACUGGCUAAUAUCUCAGGAGCUAAAGUUAUCACUUCCUCUAAGUGCAAAAGGCAAAGAACAGGACCAAGCUGCGAUGUUUGCAGGUCAAAGAAAAUUAAAUGCGAUGCCACCGUACUAGUCAUAUCACAAGACCCUUCACUGCUUUUCAAUUGCAAAGAAGAUGAAUCAUUACAUUGUCCUUUGUCAAUUGAUACUUGUAGACCAGAUAUAUUGAUGAAAAUCCCGACCGAGGUCAGGAAACAAUUAGCAGAACGCAAAGACAUGUCGCUGGUUAGACAUGUUGAUAAGUUGAUUGCUUUCAGCUCUUGUAGCUCAUGCCAAAAGAAAAAAGACCGUGAUUGUAGUUUUAGCAAAGGGUUCACUAGAAACGAUAUCGCCGUAUUUUCUACUUUGAACAAAAAACUGGGCAAACGAAAUUCUUUAGGAGAUUUCACAGUCAAGGACUACCUCAAUGUUGGUUAUUCACUGGAUUGA
This is a messenger RNA of Kluyveromyces lactis, 1152 nucleotides long. It is a transcript of the gene SUT1, whose product is annotated as Sut1p. Gene Ontology annotation, molecular function: zinc ion binding; DNA-binding transcription factor activity, RNA polymerase II-specific. The coding region runs from base 1 to 1152 and encodes 383 amino acids. The record is from RefSeq and is a predicted model, not a curated record. Lineage: Eukaryota; Fungi; Ascomycota; Saccharomycetes; Saccharomycetales; Saccharomycetaceae. Gene Ontology annotation, biological process: regulation of DNA-templated transcription. The transcript has a single exon.